CGCCCCAAUGCCCAACUCCGGGAAAUCCGUAACCGUACGCGGACCCCUCGCAAGCACCAUGUCCGACCUGGAGCUUUCCUACCGCGUGCUCGCCCAACCAGAUCCAUCAACCUAUCCCUCGUCGCUCUUCUCUCCACCACGCAAGUUCUCAGCCCAGCGCAAUAAAGUGCUAGGCGUACACAAACAAUGGAUCGACCGCUCCGACCCCAUAGUCCAAGACUCGUUCUAUCAAGCCCUCAAAUACUUUGAACACGAACUCGGUUACAAAGUCAUCGACAUAUCCAUCCCCCUACUCACCCCCGGUCAACUCGCCCACGCAAUGACCAUCAUGGCCGAAGGCGCAGCCGCCCACCGCUCCUCCAUCUACGCCCUCACCCCCGCAAACCGCAUCCUCAUGAGCGUCGGACGUCAAACUCCUGCUACUGACUUUUUACUUGCCCAACGCCUCCGCAACCUCAUCAUGCAGCAUCUCGCCGACCUCUUUCGCAGCCACCCAGGCCUCGUGAUUGUUACGCCUACAACGCCGAAUGCGGGCUGGCCAAUCGAUGAGGCGGAGCUCUCGCAUGGCGUUACGAAUGGCAAUAUGCAGAUUCGCAAUAUGGAGUAUGUGUGGUUGGCGAAUUUUACCGGUGUGCCGUGUAUUCAAUUUCCGGUCAAUUAUGUGCAGGGUGUCAAGGGAGAGGGGCUGGUGCCGAUUGGGUUGAGUGGACAUGGGGAGUGGGGGAGUGAGGAUGCGCUGAUUGAGUUUGGGUUUGAUGGCGAGAAGUGGUUGCAUGAGGCGAGGGAGGGGGGAAGAGCCAUGCCUGAGGCGUGGGUUGAUGUGUUGAAGUUUUGA
Molecule: messenger RNA, 835 nt
Organism: Bipolaris victoriae FI3
Lineage: Eukaryota; Fungi; Ascomycota; Dothideomycetes; Pleosporales; Pleosporaceae
Exons: 1
Molecular function (GO): catalytic activity
Source: RefSeq, a predicted model, not a curated record